GAAUCAAACACCUCGAUGGCGCAUGGGCAGGUUAUCGGAAGUAAACAAAGUCAGCCGUCAGACAAACGAAAUGCACGUGUAUUCAACUAUAUAGAACUAAAGAAGAUUAACUGAGUAUGUCAUCGUUUGCACCAAAGUUCUGGAAGCCGGGAAGUGAUGCUCCUGGUCAGGCAAUUAAGGAAGAGAGAACAACUACAACAGAGGAAGGGGGAACAACUGUAGUGUACAACCAGAACGUCUCUCUGUCAAUAGAGCAACAGAGGCAGAAGCUUCCAGUGUUUAAGUUGAGGAACCAUAUCCUUUAUUUGGUGGAAAAUUACCAGACAGUGGUCAUUGUUGGAGAAACGGGCUGUGGAAAAUCCACCCAGAUACCUCAAUAUUUGCUGGAGGCUGGAUGGGGAGCAGAAGGUCAUGUGAUAGGAGUCACUCAACCAAGACGAGUGGCAGCAGUCACAGUUGCAACAAGAGUGGCUGAGGAGAGGGGGGCUCUAUUGGGGGAUGAAGUGGGGUACACCAUCAGAUUUGAUGACACCUCAGAUCCAACUCGUACCCGUGUCAAAUUUUUAACAGACGGGAUGAUGAUUAGAGAAAUAAUGGAGGACCCCUUGUUGAAGAAAUACAGUGUUGUGAUGUUGGAUGAGGCUCAUGAAAGGACACUCAACACAGAUUUGAUCAUGGGACUUCUUCGAAAGAUUCAGAAGAAAAGAGAGGACCUCCGGCUGAUUGUUACAUCAGCAACAUUGAAUGCUGAGGAGAUGAAAGAUUUUUUCAAUACCAGCUCAUCUGAAAACACAAAUAAAGACACUGCUGCUAUUCUGAGUGUGGAGGGCAGAAACUUUCCUGUAGAUAUCCAUUAUACCAUUGAUCCUGUACCUGACUACUUGAAAGCGACAGUGGACACCAUAACUAGAAUUCAUCACCAAGAGAAAGAGGGAGACAUUCUAGCAUUUCUAACAGGACAGGAUGAAGUGGAAACAGUCACACGGCAAUUGAUAGAUGUAGCCAAAGAAUGUAUCAGGACACAAGCUGCAAUGAAGAUGAAAGUUUUACCCAUGUAUGGUAGUCUACCAGCAUCAGAGCAGAUGAAAGUGUUUGAAAGAUGUGGCAGAACGACAAGGAAAAUAGUGGUGGCUACAAACAUAGCAGAGACCUCCAUUACCAUCCCAGGCAUUGUGUACAUUGUAGAUUGUGGAUUUGUGAAAUUAAAGGCAUAUAAUCCAAAGUCGGGUGUUGAAUCUUUGGUGACCAUUCCUGUGUCCAAGUCGUCAGCUGAGCAGAGGGCAGGGAGAGCAGGCAGGGUGAGGGCAGGGAAGGCUUACCGCCUCUACACAGAGGAAGGUUACGACGGACUUGAAUCAUCCACUGUGCCAGAAAUGCAGCGAUCAGACCUAGCACCUGUGAUACUCCAGAUGAAGGCCCUAGGGGUGUCCAACAUUGUCCGAUUUAACUUCUUAUCGCCUCCUCCAGCUCAGAACAUGAUCAGAGGUCUAGAAUUGCUGUAUGCCCUGCAAGCAUUAGAUGACAAUGGUAACCUAACAUCUCCACUUGGACUUCAGAUGGCAGAAUUUCCUUUGACACCAAUGUUCUCAAAGAUGUUAUUGGCCUCAGGCGAAUUUCAGUGUUCAGAGGAGGCAGUGAUCAUAGCAGCCAUGACACAGAUCCAGAAUGUGUUUAUAACUCCAAUGGGCGAGAAGUCUGCAGCUAAUCGUGCCAAGAGAAAUUUUGCAGUGGAGGAAGGUGACCAUGUUAGUUUACUAAAUGUGUUCAGAGCUUUCAUCAAGUAUAAGAAGAAUUCCAAGUGGUGCAAACAGAAUUUCCUGAACUAUAAAGGGCUUUGUCGUGCUGUUGAAAUCCAACAUCAACUGCAACGCUUGCUGAAGAAGUUCAAGGUGCCACUGGUAUCCUGUCAGGAGGAUGUGUGCCUAAUCAGACGCUGUAUAACCUCGGGCUUUUUUGCCAACGCUGCGUAUCUACACUACACGGGGGUGUAUAGGACAGUAAGAGAUGACCACGAACUUCACAUCCACCCAACAUCUGUACUCACAUUCACUGACCCACCCAAAUGGGUGGUGUUUAAUGAUAUUGUCCAGACAAAUAAGGAUUACAUGAGGGACAUCUCGGUGAUUGAACCAGACUGGUUGUGUGAGCUUGCUCCCCAUUUCUACCAGUUUGGAACCGAAAGAGAAAUAGCUUACAAACGUGCCAAAAGAGAUGAGCAAGGAAGAUGAGGGGAUGAUGGGAGAAACCAUUGACGCUUUAUGGUGUGAAUUCCGGUUUGUGUGUGAAGGUGUGAACUACCUUAAGCAUUGACAUGUGACCAAGUUAGCCAUUAUCCACAGCUGGCCAGCGGGACACAGUAAAUUGUCUCAUCACUGUGGGAAAAGUCAGAAAUGGGGUGCUAAUGCUGCCUGUCAUUAUAGAAUCUGCAGUACUUAUUUUCUUAUCAAAAAAAUCAUGACACGUAUUGUCUAAUUGUUAAUCCAUUUGAUGGUGACCUCAUUUAUUGGAUUUUAUAACACAUUAAAAAUCAAGUAUUGAAUUUAAGUUUAAUUAAGUCAAUAUUUUUAUGUGUCCAGUAGUUUCAUAUCUGUAUAUUAUUGUUCAGAUAGAUAUAUAUUAGUAUGAAAGAUAAAGGACUUGUACAAAGCCCAGUGAAAGUUAUUGAAUGAAGUUAGUGUCAUGUAAACUAGCUGUGUCAUACAGUGUAUUUAUUUUCAAGGUUUUUCUUAUGAAAAUGCAUUUUUAUGGCACAAUAUUAUGGCACAUUAUUAAACAAAAAACCAAAGGUUUAAUACCAGAUGUACUAAAGACAACACAUAUGUAUUAUUUUGUCACAAUUUUGACAUAUUCUACCAUAGAUGUUUAGAUAAUUAUAGAAUUCAGGAAGAAGAAAUGGAUAGAAAUGUAACCUAUAGAUAUAUAUGCACUGAGACAGUGUACCAAUAUGUGGGAAUUUUAUUGUAAAAAUGCCUGUCAUGCAGUGCAGUGUGAAUACCACAGACAAUGUAUGAUGUUCCCUGUGGGAGAUUUAUAGUCAUUUAGUUUUACUUCAAAUGAAGUAUGUGUUUUUGUAUCCCACUCCCACUGCCUUCACCAAGUCAUAAUUUGAAGUGUCUGUAUAAACCUGGUAUUAUACAUGUGUGAGAAAUAUUUACGAGAUAAGCUUGUGAAUAUUUAUCAUCAUAAACCAGUUUGGCAUGUUUAUACAUGUAGUUGAAAAUAUAUACUGUAAACCAACUUUAAUUCACACGCAAGAAAUUUUCGCGAGAGCCUUGUUGUGGCGGAUAUUCCUUGCUGUGAAUUGAUUCCCAACUGCCACUGAUAUGUUAUUCUCCAAAUAAUCUACCCAUCUUAAUAGCAAAAAUUAGUCAUCGCGAUCCAGUAUAUCUCCAGAAAAGUCGCCACAGAUAAAAAAUGGUAUACGGUAAUGUGACUGUAUAGUUGCUAUGGUACUUUCUCAUGUAUGUUUUUUUAUUGUGGAUUUAUUUCAACUGGCCAAAAAAUAAUGUGACCUAUAAUACUUGGUUUACAGUAAUCUGAGAUCAGUUUGAUCUUGAGGAUGUGUAUUUUGUAUUUUAAUUGACAACACCAAUGUAGAAGCAAUUAUUCAUAUUUAUAUUUAAUAAAAAUUGAAACUUCUGAAUACAAUGCAAUGAAAAAAUGUACAAUGAAGGAA
Molecule: messenger RNA, 3676 nt
Organism: Magallana angulata
Lineage: Eukaryota; Metazoa; Mollusca; Bivalvia; Ostreida; Ostreidae
Product: probable ATP-dependent RNA helicase DHX35
Exons: 25
Coding region: 117-2228 (703 amino acids)
Cellular component (GO): catalytic step 2 spliceosome; intracellular anatomical structure
Molecular function (GO): ATP binding; RNA binding
Source: RefSeq, a predicted model, not a curated record